UUCUGCAAAACAUGAAAAUACACAGAUAUCCAACAUCACGUCAAUUCAAAUCAAUAUACACUGUAAACAACAUGGACAUACCGACUUACAAAAUAGUAAAAGCAGAAUUACACGAUGGUUAUAGUAGAAGAUUGGACUUUAAUCUCAUGAUUCUGACUUUAAUUUAAUUCUGAUUAAAGUCAAAAUGACCUUCUUACUUCAAAUUCUAAACAAAAGGCUCUAAAAAUACAAAAUCGGUAUUUUGAGAAAAAAGUCAGAGGGUGUGUCCUCUUCCGUAGCACAUCAUAUUAUAGCCAUAACAUGUAUUCCUGUCUAUAUUUAUAGCUACCAUAUACAUUAAUAAGUAGGAAUUUCUACGACAACUACAAUCAAAAGUCUUAACUAAUGAUUUCUAUGACAUGAACAUGCGCUCCCGGAUAUGACGUUCCUGAACCCGCGUUUACGCGCUGUGGCCAUGUGGGCUAAUUAACCAAUAGAAUUACCCGAUAUAAGCGCGCGCCUCUUGAAUCAGGAAGCACUCGUUGCUUUGUAGCGUGCUAGUUUUCUUUUAUUUCUCGUGGGAGAAACAAAGUAAGACGGUCAAAGGAAAUCUUUUGACAAAAGCUACAAAAAGAGAAACAUUGAACAGAAAAAAAUGUCUGUUGGGAGCGAGACAACGAAUUGUCUGGAGACGGGAGACAAUUUGCAUCAACAGGUUCUCGCCUCCUUACCGCCGUGUGACGUAACGGAGGAAGUUUUGACCCAGAAUCCUCAGUUCUGUAAACUCUUGGCCACUCUGACUCAACAUCUGGACAAAAGUGGACUUACUGUACAACUUAAAGCAGACCUGGACAGGGCUGAGCAGAAGCUGCAGAGCCAGAAGCGCCAGUGGCUCCGCGCUGAGAGCCUCUACAGAGGGCUGCAGGAGAUGAUCCAGGAGUUCUACGUCCAAAAGCACAAAUCCACCGUUCCCCCUGACCAGAACAUGGAAGAUGCCACCAACUUCUCUGGAGAGUCUUUGCUACAGUUCUAUGAAACAAUGGAGAGGUGUCUGCGUGUGACUCAGUGUGCCAAGCAGCUAGAACCCAGCAGCACCACAAGCCAGGACCAGCCAUCUGUUCUGGGCCUAACACCCCAACAAGUGCUCCAGCUCCUGCCUUCAGAAAAGAAUGUCCAACAAAUGAAACAGGCUCUUCCCACACAGCUGGAGAGACAUCUGAAGGAGAAGUGUCUGAGCCUCGUCUCUUAUUAUCAGCCUGAAUGGGAGAAUGAGAGUGAGGGUCUGAAGACCAACAAGCUGUCUCAUCUAUCCACCCUGCUGGACAAAGACAAGAAAAGAACAGAGCUGCUGAAGGAGACGUGUCGAGAAAACACUGUCCUGUUGCAAAGACAAACCCAGCUCUACCUCUCUGAGCUGAUUAAGUGUAUCCAACUGUUCCAGACGCUCCUCUCGGAUCACAGACUGAAGAUCCAGACAGACCUGGAUGGAAAGAAAUUGAAUUACUUAGAAGGCAAAUGUGAAAUAGUCUUCCAGAAGAUAAAAACUGAGAUGGAGGAAAUUCAGCUGGACACUUACUCUCUUGACACAAUUUCUGCUCACCGAAAAAUAAGGGAGAAGCUGGAGAGCGAGUUGACGGCUUGUAAAGCAGAGAAGCAGGCUUUGGAGAUGGAAUUGCCGUCAUUUGAGGUCUUGGGGAAAGAUUUCAAGGCACUGGCUGAAGAGUACUUCAGAUUACGGCAGGAGAUAGACAUGAAAAACUGGGCUCUGAAAGAACUGACGAAGUACAAUGAGAAAUAGCUCUCUUCUUUUUGAAUUAAGCACUUCUGCAGAAAGAUAAUGUGGCACUCGUCAUAGAAAAUGCUGUGGACAUUUGGUUCAUUGAAUUUUUAUUGUAGAAUUCUUCCUAUAACAAAUCCUAGUUUAAAUACUCAAAUAAGAUGAGCAUUUAAUGUCUAUCUACUGCAAUCCUACUUUACACCAACUAAAGUUCAAAGUCCUCUUCUGUGAUUACAUGCUGCUGUCUUCGAAACAGUGUGUGUGUGUGUGUGUGUGUGUGUGUGUGUGUGUGGUGUGUGUGUGUGUGUGUGUGUGUGUGUGUGUGUGUGUGUGUGUGUGUGUGUGUGUGUGUGUGUGUGUGUGUGUGUGUGUGUGUGUGUGUGUCUGAGAGAGAUUCAUAUUGAUGUAUAAUUAAAUUGUUGCAAAUAGAAUAUUGUGAUGUGUGUGAUUUGAUCUUGCUGAAGGCUUUAUAGGUUUAUAGGGGAACAUUAACGAACAAACGUCAUAAGGACCGAGGAACACCGGAAAAUUUUCAAGAAAUAAGAUCUGGCUUAGGUACUUUAAUCCCUUGUCAGUGAUAAGUAGAACAUCUGGCCUGUAAUUCUGUUCCAUCAAUGUCCUAAUCAGAAUUUCUUGAAAAGAAACAUUAGGGCAAGCUCAAAAUUUCCUUAACAGAUCUUAUUCACAGAUCUUGUCUACCUCUGCAAUUGUCUGAAAACCAGCUACUGUCAACUUUUGCUCUGCUGUGAGGGAGGUCUGUCUGACAAAAUACUACCACUGCAGCAUGAACAACAAUAUAAAGACUGUUGUAUGCAUAUUGUAUUUAAUUAUAGUGCGUUGUGUUGACGUUCUCUUUAUAGAUUUCUCUAAGAACUUUGAUACAGUGGUUCACUUCAUUGUCUAAGAACAGUUGGAUGGUUUGCAAAUUACUUUAGCUGGUUCAGUUUAGCCACAAGGGGAUACCACAAGGUUCUGUACUAGGCCCUUUAUUUACGUUUUGAUUGAAUUAUUUUGGAAAAGAUAUUUCAAAUGCAGCCUUUCAUUUUUAUGUAAAUGACAGUUAUGUACUGCUUUGCACCUAUGGCCAAAGAAGUGUUGGCUUACUGCAUAUGCUGAAUGCAUUUAAUACAAACUUUGUCAACUUCAGCUUGCCUUGAAUGUUGAUAAACAAAGCUUAUGUUUUUAGCAAUUCAUCAUAGCUCAAACAUUCAAAUGUCUAGAUUUAUUAAUUGAUGGCAAAUGCUUUAAAGCAUGUAUUUAGUAUACCGUGAAUAAACUGAGAUUUUACUUGACUUCCCCAUUGUUAUUAGCUUUUUCUCAACCUCAUGGAACAGUUUUCAAGCACAGCUGAAACUUAAAACAUUGUGA
Poeciliopsis prolifica (blackstripe livebearer) is the source of this 3124-nucleotide messenger RNA. It is a transcript of the gene haus4, whose product is annotated as HAUS augmin-like complex, subunit 4. Gene Ontology annotation, biological process: centrosome cycle; spindle assembly. Gene Ontology annotation, cellular component: HAUS complex. Lineage: Eukaryota; Metazoa; Chordata; Actinopteri; Cyprinodontiformes; Poeciliidae. Gene Ontology annotation, molecular function: microtubule minus-end binding. The transcript is spliced from 9 exons. The record is from RefSeq and is a predicted model, not a curated record. The coding region runs from base 635 to 1777 and encodes 380 amino acids.